Messenger RNA from Pediculus humanus corporis (human body louse), 960 nucleotides. Its product is annotated as mitochondrial glutamate carrier, putative. Gene Ontology annotation, molecular function: branched-chain amino acid transmembrane transporter activity. Gene Ontology annotation, cellular component: mitochondrion. Bases 1 to 960 code for a protein of 319 amino acids. Lineage: Eukaryota; Metazoa; Arthropoda; Insecta; Psocodea; Pediculidae. Gene Ontology annotation, biological process: transmembrane transport; branched-chain amino acid catabolic process. The transcript is spliced from 5 exons. The record is from RefSeq and is a predicted model, not a curated record.
AUGGAUAUCCCACAUCCAUUUAUUAAAACAAUCGAAUGGGAUAUGAUGGACAAAAGGAAAUUUUUUCCUCUUAGCAUGCUAAGUUCGUUCAGCGUAAGAUGCUGUUUAUAUCCAUUAACUGUCAUUAAAACUCGUCUCCAAUUACAAAAACAUGGAGAAAUGUAUGGAGGUACAGUGGAUGCUUUUAAAAAGAUUUAUGCUUUCGAAGGUAUAGCAGGUUUAUAUAGAGGAUUUUGGAUAAGCUCCGUGCAAAUCGUUUCUGGAGUUUUUUAUAUAUCAACAUAUGAAGGAAUAAGACAUAUGAUGGCUCAAAAAAAUAUAGACUGUAGAAUAAGAGCUUUGAUAGGAGGAGGAUGUGCAAGCGUUGUCAGUCAAACGAUUGUCGUACCUUUUGAUAUAAUCAGUCAGCAUUUAAUGGUUUUAGGUAUAAUACAAAAUAAAACUUCUAAAGUUCAGGCAUCUAUUAACGAAUUGGGUGUUGUGAUUGAAGGGAAAUCAUGGAUAAAUAUAACAAAGGAAUUAGUUACUCAAAUUUACAUAAAAGAUGGAAUACAAGGAUUUUAUAGGGGUUAUUUAGCAUCAUUAGCUGCUUAUGUACCAAAUUCUGCAAUGUGGUGGGCUUUUUAUCAUUUUUAUCAGGACGAAAUAAUAAAAAUUUCUCCCAUUUGGAUUUCUCAUCUUUUUGUUCAGUGUAUUGCUGCCACGUUAGGCGGUUUUACAACAACUAUAAUAACAAAUCCAUUAGAUAUAAUAAGAGCUCGAUUGCAGGUACAACGAACAGGUUCAAUGGCGAAAACAUUCCAUGUUUUAUGGACGGAAGAAAAAUUAAGGAUUUUCACGAAAGGUUUAUCGGCGCGUUUAGUACAAUCGGCAACGUUUUCAUUUUCUAUCAUAUUGGGAUACGAAACUAUAAAAAGAUUAUCGGUUACAGACGAAUAUAAACAUCAUAUAAAAUGGUAG